AAAACUAUACGAAUGUUGUAAGAUCGGACUUUUUCUACAUUUUAGUUUUCGAUAUAGUAAAAAAUAACAAUCUACAUACACGUGGUACAUAUAUAUGUAUGUAUGUCAUCCCAUAAAAAUAAGUAUAUAAAAUUACAUAAGCUUCGAUUUAAAUUAAGUCAUGUAUAAAUAAUUCUAGCAUUUUUUUGUUAAUUUAAUAAACGUUUGUUAUGUAAAUAAAUUUAACAUAUUUUAUAUAAAAUUAUAAUAUUUCUCUCAAACAACUUUUUUAAAUUUUACGUUACAUUUAAUAUGAAUGACUGCGUUUACUAAUAAUUUGACUGUAUCUAAGUUUAUGAAUAUUAAAACUUAUAUGUAUUUAAAUUUAAGGAUCGCAGAGAUAUCUUAUAGCCAAUUCACACAGAAGUUUUGGUUCGCUUAGCGUUAGACAUGUGUUUUGACAAGUGCUGAAUACAAUACCGACGACAGACGACAAACGACAUCUGUCAAAUAUUAAAAUACACACGUUCUUAUGGACACUGUUAUUUUGACAGCUGCACGACUACACGACUGUAGGCCGACGGUUGUCGUUCUCGCUAGCAUUGUAUUCAGCAUAACAAAAAAGUUCACCGUACGCUAUUGUUUAGUACGUUCACAUUAAAAGUUUUUGACGUGAAGCCAAGAAAAAUGUUGGACAUCCCUAAUCUUUUUACACUUUGCCAAAAAACGGUCCCUAUUUUUAUUACAGAGAAACACAAUAAACCGUUAAUUGUAGUAAACCAUUGUUUUCUGCGCAUCGUUGUUUCAGUAUGAGUUGUCCACUAAGCACCACAAAGCGCGGAAAGAUGUUUCUGAAUGGGCCUUUAAAUAUUCUCGUCCAGUGUUGCAGAACAUUUAAAAUAAAAUACCUAUACACAAAUCCUUUCUUGUGUUUUUACCUAUCACGAUUAUCUUACGUCAUGUGCUUCGUAUUUUUUAGGCAAUCGCUUCCCCAUGACAUACGCCUGACAGUCUGAUUAUUAUUAUUUUUUGCACUUUUACAGACGACAGGCUGAUAGUGUAGUGUUUUCAGGCGAUAAAUAUUUUUAAGAUAAAAAAAGAGAAUGUGCAGAGAAAUUUCAAAAACAUUUAUAUAAAAACAUAAAAGUAAUUUGGAAAAUAAAAACAAUAGAAAUACGAAUAAAAGAGUUUUGAUCGGAAUCGGAUUGGACUUUAAAAGGAAGAAAGCAAUAAGGAAAAAGGAAGAAGAAGGACAAACGUCGGCCAUUAAGCACACCCAAAAAGCCACUACCGGCUGAAAUAAACGUGUAUCUUCAAACCAAAGGCAAAGUUAUUAUUUUUACGUCAAGAUGUCACGACCUUCGUCACUCGCAUGGGUACUCAUGUUACUCCUAAGUCGCGUAGCCGGCGAUAUAGGUAGCAGUGAAAAACAUCCGUUAAAUUCCUCAACUGAGCUACCUUCUGUGUUGGAGACUUUAACGCCUGUCACAGACGCAACUAAUGAUGAGCUUCAGCGAAGUCUGCGCUUCGAACCUCCAUUGGUUGACUUUGGUGAAGCGUGUCCUGUAGGUACUGCCCGAGCAUACACAGUUACACUUUUGAAUCAGAAUGUCAAUCGUAGCGUGUACUUGACAUCAGUGUCUGGGCGCACACCUAUGUUCUAUUCGAGUUUUUUUGAGGCAAAAGUUGUACCACCGCAGGGUAAUACCACAUUUAAUGUGGUAUUUUUACCCCGUAUGCACGGUAUUGUUGCCACUGAUCUCCUAAUUCACACAUCAUUCGGACAAGCACGAUUGCAAGUUCGUGGCAAGGGUCGAGACUGUCCGUAUAGACUUAAGCCUUUGGUGGGGAUUAAGGCUCCACUUAAUGCAACACUUACACCUGAAAUACAAAUGUAUAAUCCACAUAGUAAACCACUUCAAAUACUUGAGGUUUAUAGCAGUGGAGGUCUGUUCCAAUUAGAACUGCCGAGUGGUGGGCAAGAAGGACCGCAAACUUUAUGGGAGAUACCGCCAUAUGAAACGAAAUCUGUUAUUCGAAUACGUUUUCAUGCUCGAACCGUUGGUAAUCAUACGGCUUAUAUACGUAUAAAAAUAUCAAAUCAGGUUGAAGAAGGCAUUGGUGAUACAGUGGGUACAGGGGGAAAUGUGUUGGUAAUACCAGUCGAGUUUGAAAUUUUACCAUUACACGGAUUAUAUGCAGAUAAUCCCGUUAUCAACUUCGGUCGUUUUUCAACAAAAGAUGGGGAGGAUCUAAUCCGGGACAGCAGCGUGAAACCGAUUCAGUUUAAGUUACAUUUACACAGUUCGCAUAUGCGUCAACAGUACGAGUUACUCGACUUUACGCUUCGUAAUAUAUCUGGGCUGACAUUCGAUCCAAAGGAUGGAGUAGUCAUUCUAGAGGCAGAUGCCUUUGAUAGCACAACAAUAUUGGACGAGCUGAUGACUAUAAAGAGUGUACCCCGAGAGCCACUUCAGGACAGCGUCACUCAGUCAACGCAAGAAUUUACGAUACUGAUUCGAGCAGAACUAUUCAAGGGUUCGCUACACUAUGAUAGUAAUUCUACCACAUUUAUAACACAAGCUACACUUGGUACGCGGGGCGGCAAUAAGCGCACCUUAGUGCUACGUAAUGAUUACGAAACUCCUCUGGCAUUGCUUAAUGUAAGCCUACCACAGGAAGAUAUAGGCAGUCAAGCGUUACGUGCACAGUUUAGUAGUGACUACCUUGAUGCGAUAGCUGACGGUGCAUCAGGCUCCUUGGUACUGCCAGCGGGUGGAUCUUUAGCACUGCUCCAACUUCAGAUGAUUAAUUCAAGCAUGACAUAUAAAGCUAGUUUACAUGUAUCUACUAAUAUUACACAUAUUAAAGUGCCACUGGUAGUUUGUGGUGGCCGUUUGCAUGUCUCCACUUAUGAUACAGCGCGCAUACAAGCUGAUGGGCCAUAUAACGUUGAUCUCAAUUUAGGAGCAAUUCCGCUGGCAGAGACAUCACAUGACGGUUACAUUGUGUUGCGCAAUCGCAAUCCAUUACCUGUCAAGCUGACCACUUGGAACUUUCAAUCGCCUCAAGGUGUCUACUUUCAUACCACUUUCCGAGGAUGUUUACGACCGUCUUCAUUGCGAGCGUUACGUAAUGCAACGCUUAAGUUGGAGAGUGCAAAAUUCAAGUUAUGCACUCAAUUGGAGGAAGAUGAUGUUGCUGUUUUUCAAGUAACGAUACAAUCGUACAUAACCGAGCAACAUCAAUGCACCCUAAAAAUAUGGACUGCUUAUGAGGAGAUCACUACAACGGUACGUUUUCGUACAUGGAUCGGCAAAUUGGAGGUGGAUCAAGAGCAGCUUUAUUUCAAUAACUGCUUUCCGGGAAAACAAUGUUCAGCAGAACUAGCAAUACGCUCCACAUUUCAGCACUCCAUACACAUUACUUCUAUAAAUUUCACUGAUGCCGGGUUACAUUUCGAGGAUUACAACGUCAACGGGUCGACGAUCGAAGGCAAUGCUAUGACUAAGGUGGGUCGGAUUCACGUCAAUCCAUCAUUGUUUUGCCAAAAUCGAUGCUAUAUACAGCAAGAUGGUCGAACUAACAGUCUGGCCUUCCCGGCACCAUCAAACACGCGUGGUGGCCUUAACAACAAUUUACAUUUUGACGAGACGGAGUUACGGCGACGAACCGAGUUGUUUCGCCACCUAAAGUACGACUUUCAAAACAUUGUUUUUACACUGAAUAGCCAUGAGUUGCGGCGAUUCCUGUUACAGUUGAUUAUUGACAUUGAGUGGCCGAAGUUCGUCACUGAGAAACCAGUACUGCCGACUAUAGAAGUGGGUAAAUCUCACGAAGUACAGGUGUUACUUAGUAAUCCGGCAGACACGCCGGUAUUAGUAGAUUACUUCCUCGCUGAUCCAUCAUAUGCGAAAGAGACGCAGCUGUCACUGCCACUCGAAGUAGUGGAUAUCGUGCCACAUUGCUACUUAACCGAUAAAGAAGUAUUUUCUUUGCCAAGAGGUGCGCCACGUCAACCGGUACUUCUCCACCCACACGCGAGUUUACCAGUAACAGUUCGUUUAAAAGCACCUGUGGCAGAUAGUUAUUGUACAUUGUUACACAUAAGAAAUAAUCUGACACUCUACGAAGCAGUUUGGGUUAGCGCGAAGGUGGUAGAGUCUGACUUCCGUCUGGGAAAUCGUAAGCCCGGUUCAAAUGUAUCGCUAACAUUUAAUUUUACUGAAAAACAUUUCUCGAUUUGUAAUCCAUCUUCCACGCACCAACACACGCUUAGCAGCCACAAUGGAGUUAGGGCCAUCAAGUAUCCAUUAUUGAAACGGAAGUUCACUGCGAGAAACACUGGCGAAAUUCCAAUUUGGAUAGAGACAUUUCAAAUUGGUGAUCAAAUAUGCUCUGGUUAUGGUUUCAAAAUAGUGGAUUGCAACAGUUUUGCACUGAAGGCGAAUGAGACGAAAAAGAUUGAGAUUAUAUUUACGCCCGAUUUUACGAUGAAUCGCAUUAUGGUACCAUUGAAGAUACAUACCAAUCUCUCUUACAAUGUGGAGUAUACAAUAGUCGCCCAACUGCCACCGGGCACAAUCGAUCAAUGUUCCGUCUUGAUAGAACGCCCCCCAUGGGAAGAGCGCAUACGCAAUACGGCAAUCGUGGUUUUGGCUACUACAUUUGUUUUUGUCUUGAUUGCCGCUCAUAUUGACUAUGACAACAUAUUGCAUAGUCAGACGGCUCUCUAUGAAGCGCGUGACAAGGGUUCUGUGCACCCGACAUUUAAUCUGCGCAAUAUUGCGCUGAAGGCGCAAGCAGCCACACAUGCAACCGAAGAUGAACCGCAAACGGUCAGUAGAUCAGCAGCGAAUGUACAGCAAACGCGAUGUGGUGCUAAUCAUCCACAACAACCGAAAGGUAGUACGAGUAGCAGCAGUGGCAGUAGUGGUAGCAGCGGCACCGGAAAUAAUGGUGUAAAGAAACGUAGUUUUAAGCGACAAAACCACUUGAGCGGUAACGCAACGUCGUCCCGUGUAAGUUUACCGUGGUCACUGGACUUGAAUGUUUUCAAGAGCAGUGUUCCACCGACGAAACCCACAAGUGACAGCGAUAAAACUAACCCCAGCAGUGGCAUAAAUGGGGGUUACCCGACGUCUGGUAAUGAAAAUAGUGGUAAGAAAAGUUCAUCAGCACUAACGCAGCCCAAAUCAAAUACGCACAGUGAUAAAUUAGACAGAAGCAACAGUGGAGGUAGUACGAACAACAGCAACACCGCUGGAAAGAAACAGCAAACACAAGUGUCGACAACACAACCGCAGGUGCAAACUUCGCCGCCUAAACAGCAGCAGCCACGCGGGGCGCGGAAGUCAAAAAAUACGGUUACUGUUUCAGUGCAAAUAGGCGAAAAAACUGAUAAAGAGCCGCCAAUCGUCGCUGCUGUUAAUCAAAAGGCACAAGGUAACAACCCUGGUAGCACAAAAAAUACACGCAGUAAUACCAACAAGUCUAACGUCGGCGAAGCGAUGAAUCAUAUAAAUGUGAAGAGCAACGUGCCUGAUAUUCCAUCUAGUACUGUACCAAUUUCAAUACCCUCUCCGUCCAUUAAAGAUGUGGGCGCGCAAAGUUCUGCAACCGGUGCGAAGUAUGGGAAGACACCAGGUCGAGAGCGUCGCAAAGACGUACAAAACGCAAGCUCAACCAAUAUUGGAAAUGAUGUUGCUCUUCCGAAUUGUCCUUCAUCGUCGGCGAAUGCAUCUCGACGGGCUGAACGUAGAAGUCGUCAACGUGCAGCAAACGCAUUGCGAACACUUAAUUUCGGCGAUGCAUCAAUAACUGCUGGUGCGGCAACGCGCACUAGGCCUACGAAUGGAAAUGACAAUGGUGGUCUCGGUGGGGGCGGUGCAGCCGGUGGAAUGGGUGGUUUAAUGGGAUGCUUAAGUUCUCCAUGGGAUACUUGUAGUCAGGCUACUUUCAGUGACGUAUUGCAAGCACAGCCCAUCAGUGUGCUGACUAAAAAUGCAUCUAAAGCAAACGAUAAAUGUAAUUUGGAUAUUAGUGAUAGCAAAUCAGCUUUCUUUUUUGUGGACAAAGAGAAGGGAAUGACAGAACAUGAAUCAGAUUUUACUAGCAAAGAGGUGCAACAACAAACGCAGCCUUUUGGGCAAACCUCAGGAGAUUCAGCUUUGGAUAAGGCGGCUCUUACGAAUUCUACUGAACUCGGUCCGAUUGGCUCGAAAAAAUCGCCUUCCUCUACUCCUGUCUGGGAGCCAGUUAACAGUAGCAGUAGCAGCAGCGGAAGUAGCAACCAUAGUGGCAAUGGUCUUCAAAUUCCAAAGCCGAUUGUCUCUACUGGGGACUGCAGUUUUUUCUCCGAUCUUUUAACCACUUACGAAUAUGAUGGAAACAGUCAGCUUAGAGGAAUGGACGCAGAACUCUAUGAAAUAAAAAAGGCACGAAACGAAUAUUUCGAAUAUAUUUACAAUUUACGACAGCAGCAGUUACAAGCUCAAGUGCAGGCACAUGUUCAAGCGCAGCAGCAACAUCAACAGCAGCAGCAAUUGAUGCAAGGGGUCGAUUGGGCAAGACUCAACUCGCGCACUUGGUCACCAAUGGCAUAUUUAGGACAGCAUGACACUCCAAGUCUAAAUAGCGCUGCUCUACCUACAACAGUUACAAAUGCAUCUCCCUGUGCUGCAUUGAUUAGUGGUUUAAGUGCUCCCGUAGUUGGUGGUAGUAAUACCGGAACAACAUCUUGGCCAAUUGGCGCAGCUCUCUCAUCAACUAGCAGUGUUGUCAAUGGCAGUGGUGGCCCCACUAUUAUACGUCCGCCGCCAGGUCUGGAAAGCAACUUUCAGGGUAUUAAUAACAAUACUCAAACAAUGACGCAACCACAACAACAAUCAUUAAAUGUUUCGUCAACUGAUACAGGUGCUACCAUCACAGCCGAUAUGCAGACAUUCGAUCCAUUUAGUUCGCUGAGCUCUAUAUGGUCAGACAGCUGGCAGAAACGCGACAAUAGUAAUAACAGCAAUACGAACAAUGGUAACAUGAAGUAAAACGAGCUGUAUGUGCGAUCGGCCUCAAUGUUUGAAAGUGUUGGGUUGAGCAAGUUUUUGAUAAGCGAUGCAAUUUUUGAUGAGCUCUGUAAGAUUGUCUUCUUUUUCCACAAAAUAUUACGAACUACCUAAACAUAGCUGUACAACGUGUCUACAUUGAUCCCAAACUUUUAACGGGUACAUUAUUUAUCACUUAAUGUCGUGAAAAUUUUGAUGAUUGAAGACAAAUGAAAAACCGCAAAUUUUAUAGUUGGUUAGAUAUGUAUUGUGAAACUUGUUGCCAUAUGCUCACCCUUCCAUUUCUCAAAUAUUUGGCCGUUUGUAUGAACAUAUGAUCUAUAAAUUUAAAAUAUAAAAUAGUAAUGAGAGAUAGAGAGAGCUGCAGAAAUAAAGUGAAGCGAUCAAAAUUUGAAAUUUCAUCACGUGAAAUUCGAAAUUGCAUAACUGAACGUUAUUAUUAAAAUUUGUCUUAUUUUUCCUUUCCUACAUGUUUGUAAGAAGUCAUAAUUGGUGUUAAAAUGAAAGGAGUGAAAUCAUUUUGAAGCCAUAUGAAAACUGUACUUUAAAAAUUUUUACUUUUUUAUUUUAUUUAUAUUCACCACUCACUUGACUUUGUUAUUUAAUUUUAAUAUCGCGAAAGAAGAAAAUUUAUAAUUUAUUUUGGAAAUUGUACUUUUACUUGCAAAAAAGUAGAGAAAGAAAAAUAUAUAUGAAGUGAAAUUAUAAAACUAUAAAUAUUUACAUACGUACGUACUCAAGAGUAUUGCUCAACACGCCCAGGUUCGCAAUCUACAAUAUAUUUCCUCACAAUAGCCACAACUUUAAUUCUUUAGAAUAAACACAAUGAAUUAUUUAAUUUAAAAAUUAUAUAUAUGGACUUAAGUGCAGUUAACGCACAGAAUGAAAUUCAUAAAUAAGUACAUGCAUACAAACCAAAUACAUACAUACAUACAUCAUUUCAAGCAUACAUUAAACAAUUUUCAUUUACAUGCAAA
This is a messenger RNA of Bactrocera dorsalis (oriental fruit fly), 8017 nucleotides long. RefSeq names its product transmembrane protein 131 homolog (gene Tmem131). Lineage: Eukaryota; Metazoa; Arthropoda; Insecta; Diptera; Tephritidae. Gene Ontology annotation, cellular component: membrane. The transcript has 4 exons. The record is from RefSeq and is a predicted model, not a curated record. Bases 1329 to 7022 code for a protein of 1897 amino acids.